GAGGACGCCUAUAAGGGGAGAGGAGUGGAUGGGGUCUGACACGCUAAUUAGAGCACGUAGAUAAACCGCUGCCAUUUAAUGCGUGAGAAACAGAAGAUCUGAAUCUCCUCACAUAUCAGCUACAGCUUUCUCGGGAAUCACUAUAGGAAAAUGGUUUCUCAGUUAGAAAAUGCAAUGGACAGCCUUAUCAAAGUGUUCCACACUUAUUCUUCCAAAGAAGGGGACAAAUACAAACUGAGUAAAGCUGAAAUGAAAAGUCUUCUACAAGGAGAGCUAAAUGACUUCUUAGCUGCAAGUAAAGAUCCACUGGUUGUGGAGAAGAUAAUGUCUGAUCUGGAUGAGAACCGAGAUGGGGAAGUGGACUUCCAGGAAUUUGUAGUUCUGGUGGCAGCACUUACUGUGGCGUGUAAUGAUUUCUUUGUUGAGUGUAUGAAACGCUGAUGCCUAUUCAGGUCAUCUGAACUACUUUGUCUGCUUUAAUAAAAAUGUGUUGCACUGAG
Tachysurus vachellii is the source of this 500-nucleotide messenger RNA. RefSeq names its product S100 calcium binding protein A1 (gene s100a1). Bases 151 to 441 code for a protein of 96 amino acids. The record is from RefSeq and is a predicted model, not a curated record. Gene Ontology annotation, molecular function: calcium ion binding. The transcript has 3 exons. Lineage: Eukaryota; Metazoa; Chordata; Actinopteri; Siluriformes; Bagridae.